Molecule: messenger RNA, 778 nt
Organism: Paramecium pentaurelia
Lineage: Eukaryota; Ciliophora; Oligohymenophorea; Peniculida; Parameciidae
Source: the annotation of a GenBank genome assembly
AUGAGGGUUGAAAUAAUGAAUAUGAGAAAAAUUAGUUUGUUGGAUAAUUACAGAUAAAAACUGCAUGAAAAUUGGUUGAGAUAGUGUUUUCAUAUAAAGAUGAUAAAUGGCCUAGGUAUACCAAUUCUUACAAGCCGAUUAAGUCUUCCCCUUAUAUAUAUUAUAAGCAUACCAAAAAUUUAUUGUUACAUCCAAUCCUUGCGACAGACUAAUCAAUGGAUCUAUAAUAAUGAUAAUAAUUUUUUUGAUUAUAAAUUCUUGAUGAUAUAGUAAUUUGGAUAAUCUAAAUAAACCCUUCCUCAAAUAACUUAAAUCUUAAUAUUAGUGCAGGAAAUUAUCUCCUAAAGGGUGAAUCAAUUUAUUUAUAAUAUUAAUCAAGGCGAUUCAUUACUAAAUUAAAAUAAUUAUGAGGAAGCCAUUUAGUGCUUUGAUAAUGCUAUAAAAAUCAAUCCUAACAAUUGUUUAGCAUUCAAUAACAAAGGUAUAUGAUUUGAUUAUUUUAUUUUAGGCAAUGCAUUAUAUUAAUUGAAUCGUUUUGAAGAAGCUAUUAAGUGCCACGAUUAAGCUUUAACUAUCAAUCCUAAUAAUUGUUUAGCAUUCAAUAACAAAGGUAUUUGAAUUUUUUAUUUUUUUUAUUUUAGGCAAUGCAUUAUAUAAAUUGAAUCGUUUUGAGGAAGCGAUUAAGUGCGAUGAUAAUGCUUUAAAAAUCAAUCCCCAAGAUAAGGAGGCACAAACAAAAAGGCUUAGUGCUUUAGGUAUACUAAAGAAACAAUAAUGA